Molecule: messenger RNA, 417 nt
Organism: Malus domestica (apple)
Lineage: Eukaryota; Viridiplantae; Streptophyta; Magnoliopsida; Rosales; Rosaceae
Source: RefSeq, a predicted model, not a curated record
AUGGAGUUCCUCGCAAAUGCAUUCUUCUGCGCUGGCUUGACGCCGAAAACGACGGAUCCAAUGCGACUUUCGCUCUUCUUCUUUCUUCCGAUGGCUACUAGAAAUCUUCAAAGUGGUGAAGUUUGGUGCGGAUUUAGGCUGUAUAACCCCUUACUUUCUUCCGAUGGCACUAGAAAAUCUUCAGGCAAUAGCAAGAAGAAAGUCAACGACUCUGACAACAAGUUGCUGGUAAAUGAGAAGCAGAGUAAGAAAAAUACAGAGGUACCUCCAGAAGAGUGCAAAAUGCCACUGGUAUGGAUUGACUUGGAAAUGACUGGUUUAAAUGUUGAAGUUGAUCGAAUACUGGAGAUUGCUUGUAUAGUUACUGAUGGAAGAUUAACCAAAAUCGGUGGAGGUAUUUUCAGCAUUGUGCAUUAA